AUGAGACGACCGCGACGUCAAAAUGUCACCAACCGCAAGGGAACUUUCAAUCCCGAGGACACUAAACGCGUCAAGCAUAUGCGCAUUGGAGUAUGGGACUAUUACACUGAAAAGAUACCAAUACUUGGCUGGAACGUUCCUGGAACGUCUAGACUUGAGCACUACUUCGAGACGACCCAGAGUCUGCCGUACGUUUGGCAAAUGAUGAAGGAUAUCUCAGGCAUCAGGAACUGCUGGACGCUUUUGAUCGCUUACGUGGUCCUCGAACUCAUCAAUUCUAUGAUACCCGCUGCAUCGCUAUGGUUUUCCGGCCAGCUGCUCACGAUCGUGCAAACAGCAGUCGACACUAGAACAGUCGACAAGGAUCUCCUUCUAAGAGUAUCCCUCGGCAGAAUGGGCUGUGCGAUUGUUGGUCGUCUCCUCAGCUAUGGUAUAAAGCGCAUAUCCUAUCCGCUCAGCGCUCGCUUGAAACAGCACUACUCCGUCCACCUAUUCUACGCCCGAGCUCGGCUAGACCUGCCGACGUUCGAAGACCCUGCGGUUCAACGUCAGCUUGAAGAAGCUAGCACAUCAUCUCGUGGUGGUAUUGCAUGGGACACGUUCAGCAUGGUAUCCUCUGCUGUCACUAGCGCCGUGCUGAUCGUAUCUCAGGUAUCUGUACUCGCAGGCAUUUUGCGAACACAGCUAGAUGGUCCACUUCUUGCAUGUAUCAGUUUGUCUCAUACAGUCAUGGAUUGGCUGUUCAGCAACAAGUUCUCCGACAUGAAUUCCGGAGGACUACAUCAGAAUGCAAGGCAUGAAGAGAUUGAAUUUCAGGAAGCAGCUCAGCGCGUAGGUGACCGCGCCGGUGACUUCUGGGAGGUUAUGCGUGAAUACAAGUUUCGCGAUAGGCUUACAGUGACGUCUCUGCUCAAGGAACCAUGGAAGGAGCUACCACAGAUCGUCUUCGCACUCCGCGCCGUCCAAUAUCCAGCGUCAAUACCCGUGUCACUUGCGUCUCUCAAUCUCAUCCAGCAGACGACGCAACACUUUGGCUGGACCGUGUACCGAUUUAUCGAACAAUUCGGAUCAAUCGCUGAUCAGCUCGCAACCGUGCGGAAGCUGUACAACAUCGUCAACAUUCCUAAUCGCGUCCCUGACGGCAAUGUGCCAUUUCCGGAAGAUACACAAAAGGUCAAGGGAGGAAUAUCUGUCGAGUUCAAAAAUGUCUCAUUCCGCUAUCCUGGCGCCGAGAAUUAUGCGGUUCGAGACCUGUCCUUCAGGCUAUCUCCAGGACAACUCUGCGUCAUCGUUGGCGCGAACGGGUCAGGGAAAAGCACCAUUCUCAAGCUACUUAUACGCCUGUAUGACGUAGAGGAAGGCGAAAUCUUGAUAGAUGGGCGAGACAUCCGCUCGUUCAGGUUGACCGACCUGCGUCAGUCCGUAUCGGUCCUCUUCCAGGAUUACACACACUUCCCCUUAUCCAUCCGCGACAACAUCGCGCUAGGUAACCCGGCCGAUGCCAAAAAUGACGACCACGUCCGUCUCGCCGCGAAGCUUGGCGGUGCUGAGGAAUUCAUCGAGCGCCUGCCGGAAGGUUUCGACACGUAUCUCGACAGGCCGGUCAACGACUACUAUUCGAGCCUGCCAGAAGGUACGCGCACCCUGUUCGGAAGACCUGUGGACUUCAGUGCUGUUCGUGGUGCGGGCAGGAUCCAGUCCAACAGCGGGACAUCGUUGAGCGGCGGACAGAUGCAAAGGCUCGCCGUUGCGCGAUCGUUCAUGCGAUCAGUCGUUUCGGAGGAAUCGACGGUGGGAUUGCUGCUCUUCGAUGAGCCAAGCGCGUCAUUGGAUCCGACUGCAGAGCACGAUCUCUUUGCCAGGCUACGCGACUUGCGGGGCAACAAGACUAUGCUUUUCUCCUCACAUCGUUUCGGCAAUCUCACAAAGCAUGCAGAUCUAAUACUGUACAUCAACGACUCGGUCAUUGUGGAAUCUGGUACCCACCAGGAACUACUCAAACGGGAUGGAGAAUACGCACGUAUUUGGAAUCUUCAAGCGCAAGCGUUCUUGUAA
This is a messenger RNA of Laetiporus sulphureus 93-53, 2055 nucleotides long. Its product is annotated as P-loop containing nucleoside triphosphate hydrolase protein. Gene Ontology annotation, biological process: transmembrane transport. The record is from RefSeq and is a predicted model, not a curated record. Gene Ontology annotation, molecular function: ATP binding; ATP hydrolysis activity; ATPase-coupled lipid transmembrane transporter activity. Bases 1 to 2055 code for a protein of 684 amino acids. NCBI's taxonomy places the organism in Eukaryota, Fungi, Basidiomycota, Agaricomycetes, Polyporales, Laetiporaceae. The transcript has 12 exons.